UCUCAUAUGAACCGUGGGGCAGAGCGCUGCUCCUUUGAAAUGCCACGUUUGCUGCGCUAUGCUUUUCGUCCUCCUGAGAAUUGCAACUUCUGUGAAAAUGUCGAUAAGAUUGCCAGAGUCUCGGAUAUAACAUCUCAGGAAUUUGCUAGAAAAUAUGCGUACAGUGCAACACCGGUAAUAAUUGAAGAUGCCACCAAGAAUUGGACAGCUUUAGAGAAAUUUGAUUAUUGGUAUUUCCGUGAUGUCUACAACAAUGCCCAGCGCAAAGAAAAAAUCUUAGAUUGCCAAUUUUUGCCCUAUAAAACAGGAUUUCGUGAUAUCUUUGAGGCUUUGGACAUGUCCGAAGCAAGGGUGGAAUAUUUUAAUAACAACUCUGCGAAUAACGAAGAACAACCGUGGUAUUUUGGUUGGAGUAAUUGUAAUCCUGAAACGGCAGAAGAAUUUCGUCGCCACUAUGGCAAACCAUAUUUUCUACCCGAUACUUCGGAGAAUAAUGCAGUAGAUUGGUUUUUCAUAGGCACCGCAGGUUUGGGAGCGCAUAUGCAUAUUGAUAAUGUCCGCUUGCCCUCCUGGCAGGCUCAACUUUCGGGCAGUAAACGCUGGCUAUUGGCUCCCCCACCAGAAUGCUAUUUUAAAUGCAAAUCCUUUGAUGGCAUUGUCAACAAGGGAGAUAUAAUUGUUUUGGAUACCAACAAAUGGUAUCAUCAGACUUUUGUGCAGCCAGGAGAAAUAAGCCUCACCAUAGGGGCUGAGUAUGAUUAAGCAAAUCAAAUUUAAAAAUGAAAUUUAAUUAAAUUUCCAUGUAAGGAUGCAUAAAAUUAUUUUAAACCCAUAAUAUAUAUGACUGU
Stomoxys calcitrans (stable fly) is the source of this 848-nucleotide messenger RNA. RefSeq names its product bifunctional arginine demethylase and lysyl-hydroxylase psr-1. Bases 7 to 762 code for a protein of 251 amino acids. The transcript is spliced from 5 exons. Lineage: Eukaryota; Metazoa; Arthropoda; Insecta; Diptera; Muscidae. The record is from RefSeq and is a predicted model, not a curated record.